AAAUCUUGCCACUUUCUUAAUGUAGUCUACUUAAUUAUUCUUUCAGUCCUUAAUAACUUAGGACAGUUUAUCUUCAAACGUUUCUGCUGACUUCAUGUUCUGUCUUCAUGUUUUCUGUUCUCCUGUUCCUGUCUUCUUGCUUUGAACAUAAUAAAUUAAAUCUAGGCAAUGAGAAACAUUUCAGAGAAACAGACUUGCUGGAAAGGCACUUGGUAUUCACCUGCCACACCAUCCCUCCCAUGGCAGGAAUCCCCUCUAAAAUUUCUUAGACAGAUGGCAAGCCUGUGUCUGCACAGACCCUUCGUGGGAGAAGAAGCUCACUCUUUACAAAGGAGUUAGUUCCAGUGUGGGAUAGUUUUAACUGUUCGAAAAGUCUUCCUUCAGUCAGUCUGCAGAUUGCCUCUGCAGUCUCUGAUGUUCCUCUGAUAGUAUUUCUCCAGCUCAUUAAAAAGAACAGUGGCUGACAUGGAUCACCCCCUGCACUAAGGUAGAUCCCAGUGCCAUCUGCAUGGUGCAGGUAAGGAAAGCCAGGGAGAUGCGGUAGUAAGGGGUGGAGCCAGGGUGGGAACCCCAGAACCUGGAGGGUGCAGCCAUAUGAGCCUUCUUUCCUCCUUGCUUACUUAGCCCAUCUGGUCCUCUGUAAUCUGUUUCUUUCAGAUGCCUUUCCCCCACUCACCAUUGGAAUGGUUACGAGUUAGUGUUCUCUGACUUUUAGUCUUUGGCUCUGUCCCCCUGCUGUUCUGCCUUAGAACCCAGACAUCAUAUCUCACCCCCUGUUCUCUGAAUUGUGAAGUCUGCUUGCUGGAAUGUUCUGAAUGCCACACUCCUGGCACUCUCUCCAGCACCAGCAAAGGUGGCUGGCGCAGGGUCAGUGCUCAGUCCGUACUCAUCAAAUGAUUGACUUCCUGCCUUUGUUAUUAUAUACUCUGUGAAUUCCGAGCCGUUUCCCCCUGGGGUCUCUGAUUUUCCAUUGGUAAACUUUAAAUUCACGGACUUGAUAUGUUCUUCCUCUGUCUUAUAGGAGAUAAAAUUGUAAUUGAUCAGAUGAUCUGCUUUUGGCCAAAGAAGCAGCAAAGGGAGAGUUGUCGCUUCUUGUCACCGUUAGGUUUUGCCUCUGUGUCAGUCUGUAGUCUGUGCUAGAAGGUAGCUGCUGACACACUGGGGUCUAGGAACAUUCUCACAGCAACAUCGCUGGUUUUCUGUGCAUCUUGCAGCGUCGGCCACGUGCUCUCUGCCCCAUGUCCAUGCCCAGGCUUCGAGGGGGUACAUAACCUACCACCUUGACCCGCAGCAGCGCUCCCCCCUGCCAUUCCUUUAAAGCCGUCAUCAUUUAGAAGGGUCCCCUCCAAUGUCACAGGCCCAUUACAAGACGUCCCAUACAACCUUCCGACACCACUAAGCCAUUGCUCAGCGCCUGUGUUAAAGUUUGUUUAUUCCCCUGUUCUCCGUACAUUUGUGUGAAGCCUCACUCUUGCAUGGUGCACGUGUUUCUCUUUCUACUGUAUUAUUCCUGUCAGCAUACACGUGUGCUGUCAUCUCUACUGUCUUAAAGAAAAAAAACCCUCUCUUGAUCCUGCUUCCCCUCCAGCCAUCACCUCCUCUCAAAGCUCCUAAACAAGCCUCCAGCACUCAGUCUCGCCUUUCUUCCAUUCUGUCCCCAGCAGACACUUCACCAAGCUCUUGUUACUGAAGUCAGCAUGUCACUUCCACCUUGCAACAUCCUUGUUCUCUUUUUCUUUUUAGCAGCUAUACUUACCAGACUAUGCGUUUUCUUUAUUUCUCUUAUUUGUUGCCAUGUAUAUGAGCGCCAUAUAUGUGGUUCAUUUUCUUCACUGCCUGGCCUAUAGUAGAUGCUCAGUAAACAUUUUCCGAAUGAACCAGGCCGCUGCUGGUGCUUCCUGCAUUCUAGACGUUCUGUGCACAUACACUUGCUUAAACAUGCCCCUUUAGAGGGCCGUUCCCUUGAGGGCAGGGAGGUUAUAGGAAGUCGUCUUUGUCAUAGCAAGUGGGUCUCGGUGGUCUGAAGGAUUCAUGCCCUUCCAUAGGCAAGCCCAGAGGUGGGCUCGAGCUGCAUCAAGACAGAGUCUGGUUUUUACAUCCUCAGGUGUUAUUUUUCUUGCUAUUUUUCUGGCAUUAAGAGACAUUCUAAUUUCCUUAGCAAGAUAUUGGAAUAAUUAUUUUCCACUAAGGAGGGUGAAGUGAAAUUUUGAGAUCCCCUCAGAGAACCUUACCAGACUGAGCUUUUAUUGUCAGUACCACAAAUUGGAUUUAUUGGGCCUAUUUUGCAUAUGUUAUGAAGGCCAUCUCACCAGGUGUUCAGAACACCCUUCUGCCUCUCAUUCCCCCUCGCCGUUUCAUCCUCCGGCACAACCCAGCACCGCUCUCUGCGAUUUCUCUCAACAGCAGGGGACACAAAUUCUGCCACCGCAGCAGGAAGGAGGUUUUGUUUUGAAAGCGGCCCUAGGCCUGGCAUCAGAUGGGCUGGGGGUGGGAAGGAGGGCGCCUGCUCUGCUCUCUUCCCCUUCCUUUCUGGCUCAUGUCCAGACCCAGCCCCUUGUCACUCCUUCCAGGGACAGAUGUUUCCAUGACUGUUCAGAGCAAUGCAAAGGCACAGGUUGAGAAUACAGACAGACCUGAGGUUGACAACAAGCUCCUUCAACUGACCAGCUUCAGGCAAGUCCCUUUAACGUCUGAGCCUCAGUUUCCCCAUCUGCUAAGUGGGACAAAUGAUACCUGUUAGGCAAGGCUGGUAAAUAUAAGGCAUCCAUCCCAUCUAGCCUGAGGUCUGGCAGAGGAAAGGUAGCCCCCACCUCCACAAAUUGUUGCUGCUAUCUUUCUCUUUUUAGACUUAGUGAUUGUGCCUAAAAUCAAAAGCCUGGGAGAUGAUGAAACACUAAACACCAGCAACCAUGUUUUGGCACAAGCAAAAUAAUUCUUGUUAAAAAAUAAUGGAAAACUCCAUUUCUCGCCAAACAAACAAAAAAUGCUAGAGACUGGGGGGGGGGAAUAUUUUGAAAAGCCUACUCCCUUUUAUCACUUUGAAUGAGUCAUUUUUCUUUAGUAAACAGGAGUGGGAAGCUUAAAAUUAAUCAAGAUAGAGGCGGAUAGCAUCAUUUUAAAGUGAAAGCAUAAAGGAAGGUAGUAAAAGGAAUAAAAAUACACUGUAUGUGAGCGGAUAUUGAAGGCAGAGCGUUCAGAGCUCGUGAAAGAUGCUUUUUGUCCAUCCAGCAAUGUCUGUAGUUUUUUAAAGUUUUUAUCAGAUUACUUUUAUUAUAGAUUGGCGAUUACCGUAAUCCUUAGAGAGCCUCCUAAGUGAACAGCUGUGUGUUUGUUCUGUUUCUUUUGGCAGCAGGAGCAGGGAGAUGGGGAAGGAAGCGAGGCCUUUUUGAUAGUUUUAGCGUUUGUUUUUUUACACUGAGGUGGAGAACCCAUCCUGACCUGAACACGUGUCAGACGGGGUCCCUCUGAGAGAUUCCGUCAGAGAGCGUGGCCUAGAAGAGGAGGUCCUGGCAGCCCGUGAGGAUGGACGACAGCUCUGCCUGCAGUUGAGCACAAAGACCUGGAGGAGACUCCCACAUCCUUCGGGGAGAAGAAAGGAGUCAGCUGAGCAGAUUAAAGGAACUUGUGGCUUGUGGCCUUUUGGAAAGGGGGAAAGUGAAUUAGAGGCCCUGUGGCAGUUAAUGAGCUGUGAGAUGAGGCACCGCUGCUGCUGCUGACACCCAGAUUCCAAGCUCCGUCCGCGCUGCCCUUUGUGCUUCAUGUACAUGUGUCUAUUCAGCGCAUCCGGAGGCGCCCAGACCAGAAUCCAACACGGCUGCCGGGGAGAGACCACCCACCAUGCCCACGGAGACCCUACAGACAGGUAGCAUGGUGAAGCCGGUCAGCCCCGCGGGCACCUUCACCUCGGCGGUCCCCCUGCGCAUCCUCAACAAAGGGCCCGACUACUUUCGCAGGCAGGCCGAGCCCAACCCCAAAAGACUCAGCGCCGUGGAGAGGCUGGAAGCGGACAAGGCCAAGUAUGUCAAGAGUCAGGAGGUCAUCAACGCCAAGCAGGAGCCCGUGAAGCCGGCCGUGCUGGCCAAGCCCCCGGUGUGCCCCGCCGCCAAGCGCGCCCUGGGCAGCCCCACGCUCCGAGUGUUCGGCAGCCACGCCAAGACCGAGAGUGGCGUGCAGAGGGAGAACCUGAAGCUCGAGAUCCUGAAAAACAUCAUCAACAGCUCUGAAGGCUCCAGCUCGGGCUCGGGACACAAGCACAGCUCCCGGAACUGGCCGCCCCACCGGCCAGACUCCACCGACCUGCACCGGCACUCGUUCGCCGAGUCCCUGAAGGUGUACCCCACGCAGGGCCGCGGCAGCCCGCAGGAAGGCGGCUCCCACGUGGGCAGGAGGCUGCUGGAGCAGUCGGCGGAGUCCUUCCUCCACGUCUCCCACAGCUCCUCAGACAUCCGCAAAGUGACCAGUGUGAAGCCCCUAAAAGCGAUCCCCUGCAGUAGCUCCGCCCCUCCUCUGCCUCCCAAGCCCAAGGUCGCGGCCAUGGCCGCCAUGAAGUCCCCUGAAGCUGACCCGGUGGAACCAGCCUGCGGAGUCACCCGAAGACCCUCGCUCCAGCGGUCUAAGUCGGACUUGAGUGACAGGUAUUUCCGUGUGGACGCAGACGUGGAGAGGUUCUUCAACUACUGCGGACUGGACCCCGAAGAGCUGGAAAACCUUGGAAUGGAAAACUUUGCAAGGGCUAAUUCCGACAUCAUAUCCCUCAACUUCCGCAGCGCAAGCAUGAUCAGCUCAGACUGCGAACAGUCUCAGGACAGUAACAGUGACCUUAGAAAUGAUGACAGUGCCAAUGACCGGGUGCCAUAUGGCAUUUCUGCCAUCGAAAGAAAUGCUAGGAUCAUCAAGUGGUUAUAUAGCAUCAAACAAGCUAGAGAGUCACAGAAGGUAUCCCACGUGUAAGACAAAGUGCGUGCAAAGGAGGGAGGGAUGGGUCUCUGUGCAUCCGCAGUCGUGAAGGUUGUGAGGUCUCCUUGAAGUGUUGUGAGCUUCUCCACUCUUUGUGUUGCUUGUUGUGCAAUGUUUCCAAGUUGCAUGCCUGUCAACAUGGGGACUGACCUGGCUUCCACGUCAACCAUCGCUGCAGAGCCUGGCUGAACACAACGUCAUCUGCCAAGAGUUUCAGGCCAGAAUCUGAUUAGGGCUUCAAUCUUAAGCAAAACUGUUUACACAAAAAACGGUAUACAACUUCUUCAAUAUUUAUGUGGUUCUUGUGUUUUUAUAUCCCGAGUUCUUGUGUCUUAAUUAAAAGUUUUAUCAACUGGCUUUUAA
Ailuropoda melanoleuca (giant panda) is the source of this 5319-nucleotide messenger RNA. RefSeq names its product family with sequence similarity 110 member B (gene FAM110B). The transcript is spliced from 2 exons. The record is from RefSeq and is a predicted model, not a curated record. NCBI's taxonomy places the organism in Eukaryota, Metazoa, Chordata, Mammalia, Carnivora, Ursidae. Bases 3838 to 4950 code for a protein of 370 amino acids.